This is a messenger RNA of Oncorhynchus keta (chum salmon), 2463 nucleotides long. RefSeq names its product protein arginine N-methyltransferase 8-B. Bases 669 to 1889 code for a protein of 406 amino acids. The transcript is spliced from 10 exons. Gene Ontology annotation, molecular function: protein-arginine N-methyltransferase activity. NCBI's taxonomy places the organism in Eukaryota, Metazoa, Chordata, Actinopteri, Salmoniformes, Salmonidae. Gene Ontology annotation, cellular component: plasma membrane. The record is from RefSeq and is a predicted model, not a curated record. Gene Ontology annotation, biological process: peptidyl-arginine methylation.
CAGAGUAAAGUUGAACUUUAUAUAAUAAGCUGCUUUUUAAUUCGACAAAGUGGCAAUUAGAUCAAGCAAAGCGUGUGAGCUCUUCUACGUUUUGGAGCUGCCUGCGCUGAAAUGGGCUCAUUAGAGGACACGUUACUGCGCUAUUAAUAUGCUUAGUUAAAUAGGCAAUGGUUGCAAUAGUUUCGUGGAAAAUUAGCUGACAUGAACAUCUAUGAGGCCUGAUCAAGACAUCACAGCAAUAGGGACGUUGGAUUCUAUUUUUAGAAACCAAUUUUGUUCAUAAAUGUGAUGGGAACAUUUCUGCUUGUGUGCGUCGCACCUGCUCUGGAGUAGCGUACACCGCUGGAGAAUAUGGAAUGCCGUUUAAUUGAUUCCUUUUGCCCAAAGGUUGCAAAGUGAAGAGUGGUUGCCUUAUGCUCUCCUAGAAAGCAACAUGUGAGAGAGAGGUCACUUUUGCACUCUGGAUUACAGAACACGUUUAUCUGCUAAAACGGGUUGCUAUUCUUGUGGAACUUUAUGUACUAUUUUAAUAUUUGAAUUGUAAGAGCCAUUUUGUAAAAUGUCAUGAUGCGGAACAUUUUUUACUAACAGAACUCCGACUAAAUCCUUAAAUAUAUACAAUUUCAUCCUAUUUUUAUCCAUAUCGAGACACCAUCUCUGUGGCUCUUAUGGGAAUGAAACACUCCUCCCGCUGUAUGCUCCUCAGGAGAAAAAUGGCGGAGUCCGAGAGCACUGAGCAGCAGCCACAGCCAAUCCGCAUCAUCCAGUCUCAGCGCGUGCAGCCAACCUCGCUGCCCAAGCCUGUGCCCUCCAUCCACCAUGUCCCACAGCCGCCCCAUACGCCCCACGCUGCCUCCCUGCCCAGCUGCCCUGGCCGGGGAAAGAUGGCCAAGUUCCUCAACCCUGAGGAGAUGACCUCCAGGGACUACUACUUUGACUCCUACGCCCACUUUGGCAUCCAUGAGGAGAUGCUGAAGGACGAAGUGAGGACGCUGACCUACAGAAACUCCAUGUACCACAACAAGCACGCUUUUAAAGACAAGAUCGUCCUUGAUGUGGGCAGUGGGACUGGUAUCCUGUCCAUGUUUGCAGCCAAAGCGGGAGCCAAGCACGUGUAUGGGAUUGAAUGUUCCAGUAUAUCGGAAUACUCUGAGAAAAUCAUCAAGUCUAACCACCUGGACAGUGUUAUCACCAUCUUCAGGGGCAAGGUGGAGGAAGUGGAGCUGCCAGUAGAGAAGGUUGACAUCAUCAUCUCAGAGUGGAUGGGCUACUGUCUCUUCUACGAGUCUAUGCUCAAUACCGUCAUCUUUGCAAGGGACAAGUGGCUGAAACCCGGCGGUCUGAUGUUUCCCGACCGUGCUGCACUGUAUGUGGUGGCCAUCGAGGACAGGCAGUACAAGGACUUCAAAAUCCACUGGUGGGAGAACGUGUAUGGCUUUGACAUGACCUGCAUCCGUAACGUGGCCAUGAAGGAGCCCCUGGUGGACAUAGUUGACCCCAAACAGAUGGUCACCAACUCCUUCCUGAUCAAGGAGGUGGACAUCUAUACAGUGAAGACUGAGGACUUGUCCUUCACCUCAGCCUUCUGCCUUCAGAUCCAGAGGAACGACUACAUCCACGCCCUUGUCACCUACUUUAACAUCGAGUUCACCAAGUGUCACAAGAAGACUGGCUUCUCCACCGCCCCUGAUGCUCCGUACACACACUGGAAACAGACAGUGUUCUACCUGGAGGACUACCUGACUGUGAGGAGAGGGGAAGAGAUCAUUGGCAGCAUCAACAUGAAGCCCAACGACAGGAACAUACGGGACUUGGAUUUUACCUUUGAGUUGGAUUUCAAAGGACAGUUAUGUGAGGCAGCCAUCUCCCACGACUACAAGAUGCGUUAGCUUGGUGUCCAACAGGGAGAGCCGGUGUGCAGUGCUGCCUGCAGCCCCACAGAGGGAGGCAGAGGCACCCCCCUUAACAACAGACACUGAGGAGAGAGAAUGGGGUGGAGGGAGAUGAGAGUGGGAUGGAAAAAUGCAAGAGGUUGGGAUGGAGGGAGGAGAUGGUGGGAGGCAGGAAUCAAAGAGGAGAUAGAGGGAUGAGAGAGAAUAGAUGAAGGAAGAAUGAGAGAGGAUAGAUGGAGAGAAAUGGUGGGAUGGGCCAGAGGAAUCAGGUGACGAUGAGAGAAGAGUACAGGGGUGGCACUCCAAGCAAUAUCAACAUGCACAUCAACACCUCUCACCGGCACUUUUUUCAUUUGCAUUUUUUUAAUUGAACCUUUUUAUUUAGCUAGGCAAGUCUUAACUGUUAGGCCAACUGUUCAGAGGACAACUUUGAAUGUAACACCUUGUCAUAAUAGUCCUAAUGAAUGUAAUUUAUUAUUUAUCUAUAUUGUAUGUUAUCUUGAUUUUGUUAAUUGUUCUUCCAAAAUAAUCAGGCCACAGGAUUAGUUAGCACUUUUUAAAAUGUCUUAAC